GAGCCGCGCUAGCCGAGGCCUGCUGCCGCGCUGCUGAGGCGAGCCCGCCAAACUCCCCUCCCCCUCCUCCGUCCUCGACCCCCCGCACCUCACCCCUUCCCCACCCCCUCCUCCGUCUCGGUCCCCGACGCUGCUCCGGACCACUAUGACCAUGAGAUCCGCAGUGUUCAAGGCGGCCGCGGCCCCUGCCGGCGGCAACCCUGAGCAGCGACUGGACUACGAGCGGGCUGCGGCGCUGGGCGGGCCCGAGGACGAACCUGGGGCGGCCGAAGCCCACUUCCUCCCCCGGCACCGUAAGCUCAAGGAGCCGGGGCCCCCGCUGGCCUCCUCCCAAGGCGGGAGCCCCGCGCCCUCACCGGCCGGCUGCGGCGGCAAGGGCCGGGGCUUGUUACUCCCGGCCGGGGCGGCCCCCGGGCAGCAGGAAGAGAGCUGGGGCGGCUCGGUGCCCUUGCCCUGUCCACCCCCGGCCACCAAACAAGCUGGCAUUGGGGGGGAGCCAGCGGCAGCCGGAGCCGGCUGCAGUCCCCGACCCAAGUAUCAGGCGGUGCUGCCCAUUCAGACGGGCUCUCUCGUGGCGGCGGCCAAAGAGCCUACGCCCUGGGCUGGGGACAAGGGUGGGGCGGCUCCCCCAGCUGCCACCGCCUCGGACCCGGCGGGACCCCCACCACUACCUCUGCCCGGGCCGCCACCCCUCGCGCCCACCGCCGCCGCCGGGACCCUGGCGGCCAGCGAGGGCCGAUGGAAGAGUAUGAGGAAGAGCCCUCUCGGAGGUGGCGGCGGCUCUGGAGCUUCCAGUCAGGCCGCCUGCCUCAAACAGAUCCUUCUGCUGCAAUUGGACCUCAUCGAACAGCAGCAGCAGCAGCUGCAGGCCAAGGAAAAGGAGAUCGAGGAGCUGAAGUCAGAGAGAGACACGCUCCUUGCUCGGAUAGAACGUAUGGAAAGGCGGAUGCAGCUGGUAAAGAAGGAUAAUGAGAAAGAAAGGCACAAGCUGUUUCAGGGCUAUGAAACUGAAGAAAGAGAGGAAACGGAGCUAUCGGAGAAAAUUAAACUGGAGUGCCAGCCGGAGCUUUCUGAGACAACCCAGACUCUGCCUCCCAAGCCUUUCUCCUGUGGGCGGAGUGGAAAGGGACACAAAAGGAAAUCCCCAUUUGGAAGUACAGAAAGAAAGAUUCCUGUUAAAAAGCUGGCUCCUGAAUUUUCAAAAGUCAAAACAAAAACUCCUAAGCACUCUCCUGUUAAAGAGGAACCCUGUGGUUCCUUAUCUGAAACUGUUUGUAAACGUGAAUUGAGGAGCCAAGAAACUCCAGAAAAGCCCCGGUCUUCAGUGGACACCCCGCCAAGACUCUCAACUCCCCAGAAGGGACCCAGCACCCAUCCCAAGGAGAAAGCCUUCUCAAGUGAGAUAGAAGAUUUGCCGUACCUUUCCACCACAGAAAUGUAUUUGUGUCGUUGGCACCAGCCUCCCCCAUCACCGUUACCAUUACGGGAAUCCUCUCCAAAGAAGGAGGAGACUGUAGCAAGGUGUCUGAUGCCAUCAAGUGUUGCAGGAGAAACUUCAGUCUUGGCUGUUCCUUCUUGGAGGGACCACUCAGUAGAGCCUCUAAGGGACCCAAAUCCUUCAGACCUUCUGGAGAACCUGGAUGACAGUGUGUUUUCGAAGAGGCAUGCAAAACUGGAGCUGGAUGAGAAGAGAAGGAAAAGAUGGGAUAUUCAGAGGAUCAGGGAACAAAGAAUUUUACAGCGACUGCAGCUCAGAAUGUAUAAAAAGAAAGGAAUUCAGGAAUCUGAGCCCGAGGUUACCUCAUUUUUCCCUGAGCCAGAUGAUGUUGAAAGUUUGAUGAUUACCCCCUUCUUGCCUGUUGUAGCAUUCGGACGACCAUUACCAAAACUAACUCCACAGAAUUUUGAGCUGCCCUGGUUGGAUGAGCGUAGCCGAUGCAGGUUGGAGAUCCAGAAGAAGCAAACACCUCAUCGGACGUGUAGGAAAUAGCUGUGCUGGCAAGAACCUUCUGUCUUCAGAUAGUUGUAGCAUGCCAUUCCCAGAGAGUGGCAGAGACCUGUAUAUGUGACCUAUGUCCUUAUGUAUGUUACCAUUUGCUGAAAAUGCCCUUCCAUACUCCCCUGAUCUUGGUUUUGUUAUCAUCACUCUGAUUUCACAAAAACUCUUUCAUUGGGCUAAUUGUGAAUUGUGGAGGGUGAUUGGGAUUUCUUUUCCCUUUUUGGGGAAAUGAGUUCUCAACUUAAAUCUAUAGGAUGGCAGACUUGGAAGCUUCAGGGGUCUGCUUCUUUACAUUUGCCUGUGUUAAAGGGGUAAAAGGGCUCUCUUCAUUAGAUUUGUGGAAGAUGAAGCAACCCCUGCCUUUAGAGUUGUGCCUGCAUGGCACUCUUCUCGCCCCGUAUACCCUUCCUUAUAGUAUGAGUAUAGCGGUUUUUACCCUAAAACAAAACAAAAUUUCACCAGGAGCUUAAGGACCAGAUGAGGAAUAACAAGUGACGUGAUGAAGCAAGUCAUCUUCACAGGGUAGAAAAGAUAAUGGCGAGUUGGUUGAUAAAUAUCUGAAAACACAGUUGUUGUCUUAAAACUGUUCUGUGAUACAGCCAUGUGGGAAGGGAUGUUUGGCUGUGAUUAUUUUCUUAAGUUAAUGGGUAACUGAACGUCUUUCCCCACCCCUCAAGAAUAAGAUCUUCUGAAGAGAGAAUGAGGAUGGUUAGCUUGGGGCCAGCUAAGGCUCUAAACAAAAGCAGCUGGUGUUGGGAACGGCGCGCCAGAUCCUGUACAGACGUCUCUGUGUCGCAUCACCUCUUGAGUAUUCCUUAGUUGGGUUUUAUCCUUUUAGCUGAGCUCUUGGUGGUGGGUUAGAGAUUUAGGGAGGGUGGGGAUGUAUGUGGAAAUAUGUGCUUCCUCUGGCUGGCAAAUGUCUACAUCUUGAAACAAACAGAUGUACCUAAUGAGCUUCUCCAGUUCAUUUUGUAAAAAUAGAUUUGUAUGUGUACCAUCUUGGGUCUCCCCUCCCAACCCUCACCUCCCCCAUUUUGUUAAAAAAUUUCAGGACAGCACUCCAGGCCACUUUGGUCUCAGUGUAAGAUCCCUGUAACUAUCUGGAAGGAAAAUAGAGCCAAGACCUCCGGUCUUAAAUAUAUAGGAAUUGCCUUUCUUUAGUCUUCAGGACUAUUGUAUGAAAACAAGUAGGGGUCUAAUCUCCUAGAAGGUAGGGGCUUUUAUCCUUGAAGAGAAUAUGUCCCCAGAUUAUUAGCACUUUUAGAGGAGAAGCCAAGGUAUGUAGGGUGUGUGGCGGGCCCAUCAGUGGAGCAUGAGAGAAUGGGAUACCAUUGUGGGAAGGGAAGAAAAAAGUUCCUCAGGGGCCUCCCACUGCUAAAGCUUUUCGUGAGAUGUUGGUCUGUGCUCCCUGAGUUUGACUUUUAAAGGAAUUACUCGGGCAGCACAUGUAGUAUUCUUGGAUGAUCUUGCUGCUCUUAUUUCUCCUUUGUGUGUGUGUGUGUGUGGCUAUGGGUUUUCAUUUGUAACUCCAUCUGCUUAGGAGAGUGGGCUCUCCACAAGGGAACCUGCUGUGAACUUCUUUGCAGCAAGAAUGUAGAGAGAAAUAGGACUUAUUCCACUAGGGGCUCUCAUCUCACACCUUAAGGAGAGGAAGGAGAUUUCUAGAAAAACUAGGCCAGAUUUUCUUUGUUCUACCAUCAUUUUAAUAUGGCAAACUGUUUGGCUUUCCUACUCUGACCUAUGUUAUGUUCCUUUAAAAUGUGCCCAAGAAGAAAAAAGACCAGUCAGUGUCUCUUUAUUUUAUUCUUUGAUUCCUCUCAGUUUCUUAAUUUUCAGCAUUUGUUGGAUUCCUUUGGAUAUAGGUUAGCAGAUUUCACCUUUGUUCCUACCCAAGGGACUUCCCAGAUUCUGAACUCGUUAGACUAAGAGGAAUCCAUGAGGUGCUAUUUGGCCAGACUUAUGUGGAUUCUAAUUUCCUUGGUUUUCCCUCUACCUAGUAUCUCUCUAUUUUAUUGCCCCCUUUUCUAGAUCAAUUCUCCUUUGAUUUGGACAUGUUGAAGUUUUUUUGAGAAGGAGGUUGGAGAGUGGAUGAGCAAAGUUCCAAGAGCAAAAAGACAGUGUGUCAGAGUGUGGGGGGAAAUUAGUCUUAUUUUUUCCCUACAUGGGAUACAACACUGUGAAAUUCAAUCUUCAAGUGAAGGCCCUGCCGUUCUCCUAAAACAUAGUUCUUUGUUUCUUUCUUUAACAAAGUUUAAGCUAGUGUAAUAAAUUAAAAAAAGAAAUUGCUUGUCUGUCCACUUCAGCUUUGUUUUAUGCCCAUUUCAUAUUGUUGUCUGUGUUGUAAUUCAUACUUUU
Molecule: messenger RNA, 4354 nt
Organism: Budorcas taxicolor (takin)
Lineage: Eukaryota; Metazoa; Chordata; Mammalia; Artiodactyla; Bovidae
Gene: MSL1
Product: MSL complex subunit 1
Exons: 9
Coding region: 146-1990 (614 amino acids)
Cellular component (GO): MSL complex
Source: RefSeq, a predicted model, not a curated record